UUCUGUAUGUGCAUGCCAAGUUAACAUUUUUAAAUCCUCUUUUCCUGUUUUAGGAAAAGUGAAUCAUCACAUUCCCUUCCGUGGAUAAGAGGACUUGGGCUGGAAGCAUGUGGUGCGUCCUGCGAGGCUGGAGGCGACAGCGUGUAGGCCCAUGGGGAGCCCUGGGACAGCAGUGGCCCCUGGGCAUCCGUGCUCUGGCCAGUGCGGGCUCCCGGAGUAGGGACGAGUACAGCCAUGUGGUGGUGGGUGCCGGCUCCGCGGGCUGUGUGCUGGCCAGACGGCUCACGGAGGACUCUGACAAGCGUGUGCUGCUGCUAGAGGCUGGGCCCAAGGACACGUAUGCAGGGAGCAAGCGGCUCUUGUGGAAGAUCCACAUGCCCGCAGCCCUUGUGGCCAACCUGAGCGAUGACAGGUACAACUGGUACUACCACACGGAGCCGCAGCCAGGCCUGGACGGCCGCGUGCUGUACUGGCCGCGCGGCCGGGUCUGGGGAGGCUCCUCAUCCCUCAACGCCAUGGUCUACAUCCGCGGGCACGCUGAGGACUAUGACCGCUGGCACCGAGAAGGUGCCGCAGGCUGGGACUAUGCACACUGCCUGCCCUACUUCCGCAAGGCCCAGGGCCACGAGCUGGGUGCCAGCAUGUACCGCGGCGGUGAAGGCCCGCUGCGUGUGUCCCGGGGCAAGACCAACCAUCCGCUGCACCGGGCAUUCCUGGAGGCAGCACAGCAGGCCGGCUACCCCCUCACCGAGGACAUGAACGGCUUCCAGCAAGAAGGCUUCGGCUGGAUGGACAUGACCAUCCACGAAGGCAAGCGCUGGAGCACGGCCUGCGCGUACCUGCACCCGGUGCUGAGCCGCCCAAACCUCACCGCUGAGGCCCAGACGUUUGUGAGCAAGGUGCUGUUUGAAGGCACCCGCGCAAUGGGCGUGGAGUACAUCAAGAAUGGCCAGAGCCACAGGGCUUAUGCCAGUGAGGAGGUGAUUCUGAGUGGAGGCGCCAUCAACUCGCCACAGCUGCUCAUGCUCUCAGGCGUCGGCAAUGCAGAUGAGCUCAAGAAACUGGGCAUCCCAGUGGUGUGCCACCUCCCUGGAGUCGGCCAGAACCUGCAGGACCACCUGGAGAUAUACAUCCAGCAGGCGUGCACCCACCCUAUCACCCUCCACUCGGCACAGAAGCCCUGGAGAAAGGUCCGGAUUGGUCUGGAGUGGCUCUGGAAGUUCACAGGGGAUGGAGCCACGGCCCAUCUGGAAACAGGUGGGUUCAUCCGGAGCCAACCUGGGGUCCCCCAUCCAGACAUCCAGUUCCACUUCCUGCCAUCCCAAGUGAUCGACCAUGGGCGGGUCCCCACCCAGCAGGAGGCCUACCAGGUGCAUGUGGGGACCAUGAGGGGCACGAGUGUGGGCUGGCUCAAACUGAGAAGUGCCAACCCCCAGGACCACCCUGUGAUCCAGCCCAACUACCUGUCAACAGAAACUGAUAUUGAGGACUUCCGUCGGUGUGUGAAGCUGACCAGAGAAAUUUUUGCACAGAAAGCCCUGGCACCAUUCCGGGGAAAAGAGCUCCAGCCAGGAAGCCACGUCCAGUCAGAUAAAGAGAUAGACGCCUUUGUGCGGGCGAAAGCGGACAGCGCCUACCACCCCUCGUGCACAUGUAAGAUGGGCCAGCCCUCCGAUCCCACUGCUGUGGUGGAUCCGCAGACCAGGGUGCUUGGAGUGGAAAACCUACGGGUGGUCGAUGCCUCCAUCAUGCCCAGUGUCGUCAGCGGCAACCUGAAUGCCCCCACCAUCAUGAUCGCAGAGAAAGCAGCCGACAUCAUUAAGGGGCAGCCUGCACUCUGGGACAAGGAUGUCCCCGUCUACAAGCCCAGGACCCUGGCCACCCAGCGUUGAGGCAGUCACUGCCUGAGAAGCCCCCUGACAGGCUAAGAGGGCCAGUAGAGCCCUUGCUCCAAAUGCUCUUUCCUGAAACUAUCUAGAACGUUAGGAUUUGGUGGUUGAGAAUUGGAUAAUUUCUUAAGAAAUGAGAC
This is a messenger RNA of Ceratotherium simum simum (southern white rhinoceros), 2029 nucleotides long. RefSeq names its product choline dehydrogenase (gene CHDH). Gene Ontology annotation, molecular function: choline dehydrogenase activity; flavin adenine dinucleotide binding. Lineage: Eukaryota; Metazoa; Chordata; Mammalia; Perissodactyla; Rhinocerotidae. The record is from RefSeq and is a predicted model, not a curated record. Gene Ontology annotation, cellular component: mitochondrial inner membrane.